CGUAGUUCUCCCUCUCACACGCGGCCUUCUAUUGGAGGAGGGGCCCUAUGGUCGUCACUUCGCCGCGCCUCUCCCCGCUCCCUGAUUGGUGGAGAGAGCGCGGGACAGAGACUCGGCGUGUGAGGAUAUUGGGGUUGAGUUUCCUGGGUGAGACGCUGCUGAUUCAGAAAAGGAUUAGACACUUAUAUGGACAAUAUCAUCCAAACUUCGCUGAAUGGAACAUGACAACAGCGAAGACAACGACAGCGGAGACACCGCCGAAGAAAUGCCCUAGAACCCUUGGGCCAUCACGCUUCAGGAAUGUGCGUGAGCCACUUUCGAUCUCCUGGCUUCUACCCCUUAACCUGCUGGCAGGGCAUUGUGCAGCACCCUUUCCAGCCCACCUGGGUGCAGGAGAUCGAGGAAGAGAGCAUCUGCCAUCCAGCUCCAUCCCAUCUAGAGCAAUUCCAGGAUGGAGCAGUUGAAGCGGAUGCUGAGGAGGAAGGCUGGGCAGGUGGCUCUGGAGCCAGUAGGGAGCAGCGUCCGUCUUACCCAGGAGGAGAGUGGCCCCUCUGUCCCCGCGGGCGGGGAAGAGGCCAGUGGGCAGGCAAAGUGGAGAAGCUCCCUGACCUUCUGGAGGAAGAGAAAAACACCAGCUCCUUUAGCAGGCCCUGAGGCACCUUCUGAUCCCAAAUGGAGGUGGCCCCGGGUGAUGCUAUGUAGGAGGGACCCAGGUGAGGGCAGGAGCCGGGCAAGGUGGCUCUGUGGCUUCCUUUCCAGGAAGCAGAGGAGCCAGGAGCCCAGCCCCAGGGCCCAGCAGGAGCCAUCCACCAGCCUGGCCACCGAGGAGACCCCAGCCAGCCCAGAGCAGGAGCUGGGCGGCUCCGGCACGGGGACCAGCAGCUCUGCCUACUCCCAAGGGGCCAGCACCUCCUCUGUGGGGUCUGACAGCCCUGAGGCUGAAGGCUCCCUCUGUGCAGAGACCCCCAGUGCCCAGCAGGAGUGGGCUGAGGAGGAGGAGGAAGAGGAGUGGGUUGAGGAGGAGGAGGAAGAAGAGAAGGAGGAGGUGUCCCCUGAACAAGACACCAUCAGGGUCAUCCAGGAGCACCUCCAGGGCAGAGCUGAGGUACAAAAAUCUUACAGCUGCGGUGCCCCUGAGUCUGCCCUGCCCCUUCUUCCAUCCCCACCCACACAGGGGGGUCUUGUCCCAGAGAAUCCAUCACCCCCAAUGGGGGGAACUUCUCCCUUGUUACCUGGCACCCCAAAGUGGGGGCAUUUGUCUCAUGCAGGCCAAGGUGUCCGCUCCCCGCAGACACUGUCCCAGUUACAACCCCAGUCUGUGCAGGGCGACACUGGUUUUGGGAAGCGGAGCGGCUUUCCCUGUCCAACUCCAUGGGGUUCCUGAGCCAUGGAGCUGGUGUAGGUGGGUUGGGGAGGUCCCUACCUAUCUCUCUCUCUCUCCCCACUCCACUCCUAGUUGAUGGCCAAACAGCUCCGCUUCCUCCAUACUGCCCCAUGUCUGUGCUUCUUGGCACAGCAGCAGGGGCUGAACACUCUGGAGCCCCACUUCUCCAAAGCGGCCCUCGUGGAGAACAUUGCGGAGCUGAUUGAAAAUCUGCCCACGGUGCCAGAGCCAACCUCCAUCACCUCCAGCUCCAUGGCCACAGUUUGCAGCCUCAGCAAACUGAAGCCACUGCUUGCCCUGGAGCUGGAAUCAUGCCUCCUGCGGGCUCUUCUUUACACCAUCUUCAUGAUGGGCACUGGGCAGGAUACCACCCACUUCCAGGCUCUGCACAACACCUAUUUACAGAGCCUGGACGCUAGGGUCGGGUGCCUGCUCACCGAGACCCCCACCCCAGACAAGCUGCAGCACCUCUUGGAGUGAGCUGUUGGCCAGUGAGUGGCCCAUUGAACGGACACUUAAUUCACAAUGGACCAUGGGAGGCACCCAUCUACGCUGAACGGACUUUUCUGUGAACGUUCCAUCUGACGUAUCCUGCAAAGUAUCCAUCCUGCAAUGACUGAGCAAAAUGGGGCAUGAAUGGGGACUUACCCAUGUGACUCCAAGCUCCCAUCUUUCACCUGUGAUUUUCCACUAGCUGUGCUGAGGACUUUGAAACCAUGGGUUUCCCUCCACAUGGCAGAAGUUAAGAGGCCCUGAAAACAUCUCCACUGUGCCUCUAUCCUGCUCAAACCUCUGGACUAUGGACUUAUACUAAUGGGAGCAUCUAACCAAGGGAGAGGAACUUCCAGUGAUUUGGAAGCACCCAAAGACUUAUCAAGCCAGCAGUUUAUUCCACCAUUGCUAUAAGCCUGAACCAAGAA
Molecule: messenger RNA, 2304 nt
Organism: Mauremys mutica (yellowpond turtle)
Lineage: Eukaryota; Metazoa; Chordata; Testudines; Geoemydidae
Product: coiled-coil domain-containing protein 9-like
Exons: 10
Coding region: 1460-1864 (134 amino acids)
Source: RefSeq, a predicted model, not a curated record